This is a messenger RNA of Morus notabilis, 856 nucleotides long. RefSeq names its product upstream activation factor subunit spp27. The record is from RefSeq and is a predicted model, not a curated record. Lineage: Eukaryota; Viridiplantae; Streptophyta; Magnoliopsida; Rosales; Moraceae. Gene Ontology annotation, cellular component: nucleus. Bases 344 to 646 code for a protein of 100 amino acids. The transcript has 3 exons.
UUCAUUUACGUAAAUAUUAAACCAAAAUCCCUACGGUUUAAGCUUGAAGUAUUUUCCUGUUGUUUAGGGUCUGGACUGUUGCACGCCACAUGUUCGAUUAAAUUACUCUGAGACUAUUUGGUUUGAAAUUCUGUUUUUGACGGGUUUCCAUAGCUACCAAACAGAAAAUGACAACUUAUUAUCUGUUUAAAUUCCGUUUUAAGUACUGGGUCGUUUAGAAGUUGUGUCCAAAGCUAUUCAGUGAUAGAAACCAAUGUUUGAGUUCUGUUCUAGAAGAUGCCAUUGGGUCAAGUAAAUUAAUGGUUUUGAGUCUCAGAAAGAAACCACAGCCACGCUUGAGAAAAUGCUGCCGCCGCGAAUGAAGCAGGCUGUCAUGGAUAACCCUAAGAAGCUGGCCAAUUUGAUUGACCUUGUUAAUCUUCCCACGCCGUUGAGAGAGUUUAUGGGUCAGUCUCAGACUUCUCGUCUUGGGUGUUUCAUGCAUGUCUGGUCAUAUAUCAAGGAGAACAAACUUCAGGAUCCAAACAACAAUAAUGUGAUCAACUGUGACGGAAAGUUGAGGAGUAUUUUGCUGGGCAAGCCUCAGGUUGAGUUAGCUGAACUUCCAGCAUUGGUUAAGCUUCAUUUCCCCAAGAAACCAAUCUAAAUCGCUACUUGCCUUUUUCCCGUCGAGGCGAACUCUUCGGCAAAGAGCAUCUUCAGAUUAAAUUAUUUCUCUUGAUAUACAAAUCAUGUGACAAGUAAUUGCUUUGUUUCUAUCACCAUUGUAAUUUUCAAAGAAUGUAUUCUUGUUUCAUCAAGGAAUUAAAAGUUGCAUGAUCAUUCCAAAAGAAGGGAAAAGAAAAAAAAAAGUGAA